This is a messenger RNA of Purpureocillium takamizusanense, 4460 nucleotides long. RefSeq lists its product as uncharacterized. The record is from RefSeq and is a predicted model, not a curated record. Gene Ontology annotation, biological process: protein ubiquitination; SCF complex assembly. NCBI's taxonomy places the organism in Eukaryota, Fungi, Ascomycota, Sordariomycetes, Hypocreales, Ophiocordycipitaceae. Gene Ontology annotation, cellular component: nucleus. The coding region runs from base 255 to 4328 and encodes 1357 amino acids. The transcript has 4 exons.
GGCCAACCUCCCUCAUCAUCAUCGUCACCAUAUUUUUGCCCCUCCUCUCGUAACGUUACGUGACUCGCUGUCGUCACCGCCGAAUCUCUUUCGCAGGAACACGCCGCAGGCAGUCGAGCCUCUGGAUUGACCGCGGCAACCGUGAGCUCCACGGCAGCCAACGCGUGACAUCCUCAGAGUCGCGCCUCCGCACGCCGCAGUUCACGGUUCGGUCGAGGGCGGCAAACAGCGAGCUCGUCAAUCGCUCGCCCACCAUGGCAUCUCCAGCAGUACCCAAUCCGCCGUCGCCCCAGGCGGUCAUGGCUCACAUCCGCAGACUGGGCGACGCGGACCCCGACUUCCGGUUCAUGGCAUUGAACGACUUGCUGCAGCUCCUAAACAACUCCAAGCCCGACUUCCUGCACCACGACUACAACAUCGCAGCUCGGGCUGUUGAUAGUGUCAUUAAGACGCUCGAUGACCAGAACAGCGAGGUCCAGAACUUGGCCAUCAAGUGUCUAGGUCCGCUUGUGGGCAAGGUGCCCGCGACGAUUCUCCCGCCCAUGAUUGACAAGCUGUCAUCUUUGAAGCUUAAGAAUGCUGUCGAUAACACAGUCCCGUCUCUGGCUCUUCGUUCCGUUGUGACGGCCCUUCCCCGCCCCGUCCCGGGGUUGCCGGUCACGGCCGACGUCAAACAUGCAUACGAGGCCAUCCAUCGCGUCCUGAUUCCGCGUCUCAUCGGCCCUGGCUCCAAGACGCAGGUCCCAGACACCACUCUGGAUCUCCCCACUGUCCCCACAGGGCUCUUGCAAGACGAGGACAGCAUCAACGGGGAGGCGGUUGACGUCCUGAUAGAUCUGGUGCGCUGCUUUGGCCCUCUACUUCAAUCUGUUGAAGUGGAAGCCACCGUUCAGGUGGUUAUGCAGCUUCUGGAAAGCACCAAAGGCACCUCUGUUGUCAAGAAGCGGGCUGUGGUCGCCAUAUCCAUGCUUGCAGUAUAUGUGACAGAUGACCAGCUUGAGGAUGUUAUCCAACGUCUUACCUCGGGGCUCUCGCACGCCAGCACCAGUGCGGUGACGCGGAAACUAUACAUUGCUAUUCUCGGCAGCAUGGCUAGGUCGAUUCCUACCCGAUUUGGGCCUCACAUUUCCAUGACGGCGCGCUUCGUGCUGCAGGCACUGUCCGAAAGCGAGCUGGAGCAGCACAUGGAGAAGAUGAGCGACGGAGAAGACCUAGGGCAGGACUUCAACGAGAUUCGCGAGUCCGCUCUUGUAGCUCUCGAGGCAUUUUUGGCAUCCUGCCCUCAGGAAAUGCGGCAAUUCACCGACGAAACAAUCGCUUCCAUUGUGCGAUAUGUCAAGUACGAUCCCAACUACGCGGUCGAUGAUGAUGAAGACAUGGAGGUGGAUGGCGACGAUGAAGAUGCCGACGACGACGACGACUUUGAAGAAGAUGAUGGGUUUGAAGACGACGACGACGACGCGAGCUGGAAAGUGCGAAGAUGUGCCGUCAAGGCCAUGUAUACACUGAUCGCGACUCGCGGGAGCGGAGAUCUCCUCGACAACGGCGUGCUCUACGGCCACGCCGCACCGCUCCUUAUCAAGCGCAUCGACGAGCGGGAAGAGAAUGUUCGUCUGGAAGUCAUUUCCGCCCUCUCGCUCCUAAUUCGCAAGACGGGCGAAGGCCUCCAUAUGACAGACCUUUCUUUGGACGAAACGGAAGCUGAGCCUGUUGGUCACAUGCCACUCAGCCGUAAGAGAAGGAGGCAAAGCAGCGGCGGCAGCGCGAGCGCGUCGAGAUUCAUGGCCACGCCUGGGUUGACAUCGCCAGUGCUGGAAAAGGUCCCCCCCACCGGCCCCCGCGCCGAUUUGUCCCGCCUCAUUCCCAGCAUUGUCAAGGCCGGAACAAAGCAACUCAAGGCUAAGACGGUGCCAACGCGGCAAUACAUCAUCAAUAUGUUCGACGACCUGGUAUCAGUCCAACGAGGCGGCCUUUCUGACUACUUUGAGGAUAUCAUUGGUCCCGUCACCGACGAAGCCAGGUCCGGCAGCCCCGUCAACGUUUCGUCGUCGCUUGCCUCGGCUGGUGGAUCCUCGUCCGCGACUCCGAGCACGUUGCGUAUUGCAGCGCUGAGACUGAUCAGCGACAUCUGCAAGACGCACUCUUCGUCAGUCCUACAGCCACAUCUGUCCAAGAUUGUCGCAGCUGUUACGGCAGCAGUUCAUGAUCGGUUCUACAAGAUUUCGAGCGACGCGCUUCGCGCCGCCGAGGAAGUUGUUAAGACCAUCACCCCUCCGCGCUCGCGAAAUGCUGGCGUCAAGUACAAGGCAGAGCUGGAGAAGCUGUUCGAGGUUAUUCUGGACCGGGGCGCCGCCAACGAUGCCGAUGCAGAAGUUCGACAGCGGGCAAUCCACGCGCUCGGUGUGCUUGUAUCUCGGACAUCUUCGCCAGAAGGGUCCGAACUCCUGUCAGACGAGAAGCGCAAAGUGGCAUUGGAAGUGCUCCGUGAUCGACUUAAGAAUGAGACGACUCGACUCGCUGCCGUGCGCGCGAUAGACAAUGUCGCUGCUUUUGCCGUCACGGCUGGCCAGCUCGACAAGGACUGGAUGCAAAGCGUGGCUUUGGAGCUUUCUUCACAGCUGCGCAAAGCCAAUCGGUCUCUUCGCGGCUCGAGCGUCGUGGCACUCAAGCACCUGGUCCUGUCCAAGGCCGCGCAGGGCCAACUCGAGCCUUCCACCAUUCAAGGAGUAGUCACUGCGCUGAUGCCCGCUGUUACCAACAGCGACACGCACCUGCUCGGCCCGGCACUGCUCAUACUAGCCAGCAUGGUACAGACCAAUUCUACCCUGGUCGUCACGGACGACAUGGUCGCCGCCCUCUGCCAGCUUCUCAAGUCUCACUUCGCUAGCAUCGUGCUGGACCAGCUCCUUGAGCUCAUGGAUCGGGUCGGACAGAGUGGCACCGCCCAGCAGCUGAUGCGCGGUCUUCUCAACGAGGUUAGUGUCCUCGGAGAUCCAUCUGUCGUCGGCAAGGUAAUAGGCACGCUUCUGGUGACUGGUGACAAAUCCACGGGCGUGUCUCUGGAUAGCUUCAUCUCCGAGCUGCAAACUAGUGCUCAGACUGGCGAUGAUGCUCGGGUCAGCCUCGCGCUCGCCGUGCUUGGAGAGGCAGGUUUCCGCCUCGGCGCGAAGUCGCCGCUGAAGCCAGAUCUAUUUCUUGCCCAGUUUCAUGCCGAACCGGACAAGGUGUCCCUCGCUGCCGCCAUCGCACUUGGACGAGCUGGGUCCGGCAACGUCUCUCAAUUCCUCCCGAUUAUUCUUAAGACGAUGCAGCAGGGCGGCAACACGCAGUAUCUGCUCAUCCAAUCCAUCAAAGAGGUUCUGCAGUCUAUCCCUGUGCAGUCGACCGACCUGCGUGACUAUGCCAUUGCCAUCUGGAACCAGCUCCUGAUGGCCUCGGAGAACGCGGACAACCGGGUGGUGUGCGCUGAAUGCGCUGGCCGGCUUGUGAUUCUUGACCCCAGUAUCUUCAUGCCAAAACUUGAGACCCUGCUCAAGGACAAGUCUCCCGGAAUUCGAGGCAUGGCCGUGCAGGCCGUCCGUUACACUCUUCCAGAGAGCGAUGAGGCAUUCGACGCAAUGCUCAAAGGAACACUAAUCAACAUGCUGCUUGUCAUGCUGCAAGAUUCGGAUAUGGAAAUCCGGCGGCUGGCCAUGUCGACGCUCAACUCAGCCGCACACAACAAGCCUGACCUGAUCCUGCCCCAUCUGGGCGAGCUGGUGCCGUUCGUGCUCAGCGAGUCAGUCAUCAAGCCAGAACUAAUCAAGGAAGUGCUUCUGGGUCCCUUCAAGCACCUAGUGGAUGACGGGCUGGAAGUCCGCAAGAGCGCAUACGAGACCCUUUAUGCAUUGAUGGAGACGGCAUUCACCCGCAUGAAUAAUAUUGAUUUUUAUGACCGGGUAGUUGCGGGGUUGAGGGAUGACAACGAUAUUCGCCAGCUGUGUAACCUCAUGGUCACAAAGCUCAUCGUCAUCGACCCCGACGAAACGGCACGCAGGCUCGACUCGAUUGCCGAGGCGUACCGUGGCGUUCUCUCGGUCAAGCUGAAGGAGAACGCCGUCAAGCAAGACAUUGAGAAGCAGGAAGAGGCCAACAAGAGCGUGCUCCGCGUGACACUCUUGCUGGGUGAUAAAAUGAAGGCCAUGACUGGAAAUGCGGGCGCGGCCACAUCCAACGCCGGCGGCGCCGGCGUGUGGACGCUGUACUGGGAAUGGGUCAACAAGGAGUUCGAAAAGCAGCUCAAAGGGCUGCGAGAGGAGACGAAAGAGCUUCAGACGAGGAUGGUUUGAUGGUGAGAGUGUAUUUUUGGCCGCCGAUGAUGAUGACGAUGAAUACUGCAUUUGCUCUCCGCGCUGACGCGUGACGUGUAAGUGUGGCAGGCCCGAGCUUCAGUGGCAUCUGCCUUUGGAAUUCUCGUAUUU